This is a messenger RNA of Aspergillus versicolor CBS 583.65, 894 nucleotides long. RefSeq lists its product as uncharacterized. The coding region runs from base 1 to 894 and encodes 297 amino acids. The record is from RefSeq and is a predicted model, not a curated record. NCBI's taxonomy places the organism in Eukaryota, Fungi, Ascomycota, Eurotiomycetes, Eurotiales, Aspergillaceae. The transcript has 8 exons.
AUGCCUACCCAUGGCCAUAUCGUAUACACAUUGGAUCCCACAAGUUAUACCCUGAAGGACGACUGCUCCAGUGCAUAUGGAUUUCCUCGUUUCUUGCCAGAGAUUCGAGAAGAGGGUACCAAUUUGAAGCUGCGACAGAGCCUUGUUGGGGCUGAAAGACUGGGCGAUUUAUCGUUCGGAAGGGGUGAACAAGUAUUAAGACUAUAUUCUAUGCCUUCUUGUCCCCGUCCCGGAAACUCGGAGAAAUUCCACACGCACCAGGGAUCAAAGGCAAAGACGACUCUACGUACCGGCGAGCUCACAUUGGCCUCAGUAAUAAUACACUCCAUGACCCGGUGUUUGCAAGUGGUAGCAGGAGUAUUCUACCUAGAUGGCUCGACGCUUUGGGGCCUCGCAUACGUUCGAUCCAGCUACCGCACCACGAGCCGGCCAGCAAUAGAAUAUGGGGGACCCUGGAAGCUUCAUAUUUGUUUAUCUCUUGUUUACCAAACAAAACACCGCAAUCGCCUAGAAAGCCCCUCCCCCCCAGACACAUACGAUGGGUCCGUCUACGACGACCCGGAGGAAGUCGCCCCCGCCCCUCCUGCGCCGCAGCCUGCCCCCCCUGCUGCCCCGGCUACCCCGGCCCUCACAGCCCUCCGACUGCUGGCCGUGCUGGCCAUCCUGGCGGCCUUGUCCGCCCCCGCCCGUCCCCAUAAUCGCCCCCAGCCUCGUGCAGUCCCGGCCAGUGGCGCCCUCACCUCGCCUUCUAAGAAGGCAAAGAAAGAGCGCGCCGCCACAAUGGGCCCUGCAAUGGCCGCAAACGCGGCGGUGGUGGUGGACGUGGUGGGGUUAUAUUAUAAACCCAAGAAGGACUUGAAGCCAGACACUCCCACUGACAUGUCUUCCUCGUAG